AUGAAGAAAGAAGUUGUCAGAGAUUCCUUAGUUCAUAGUAGGUCAGCUAAGGUUGCUAGUGAGUGGGAACAAGAGUAUCUAGAUGGUGAAUAUGAUGGUCAGAAACGCAAGGAACCACACCGCAAUGAUGAUCGGAUAUUGAGAAAGGAUUUAGGUCAAUUGCAGGAUCACCUAUUUCAAAUUCUACAGAGAAAGAUUCAGGCCCAAUCACCAGAAAAUCGAUGGUAUAAUUCCAAUCAGGUGGAGACAAUUUUGGUUGAUGCGAUCCAACACGCAAGAGCUCAAAGACCUCGAAUCAAGCUUUUACAACAGUCUUGUUGUGAUUACCCGAUGAAGAAUACGGCUUGUACCAAUGGAAAACAAGUUAUAGAUUCAGGACAAGCUAAUAGGGUAUGGGAGCGAGGCAGAUUAUGGGUUGGAAAGGUAUUGUGUCUAGAAUUAGACUCUUGUGAGUACAAGAAGCAGAGUAAGUUGGUCGUUGAGCAGUAUUUCUAUGCACAAGUAUGUGAUAGUUUUCAUGGAAGUGUUGAUGAUAUUAAAUGUUCAGCAUUAGGAGUAUGUACAAGCGAGAAACAAACCAAUAGCUUGUCACGGAUUUCUUGCAUUGGUUGUGUGUGGGAUCCUGGUGGAAUUUCAUGUUCAAAAGCUCAGGAGAUUUGGUUAGGGACUUAUUUUCCUGAGUAUAAGAAGCUUAUUUGGCUGGUCGUAGAUCAAUGGUUAGGGGUGCGAGAGUUAUAUGCUCUUCACAGAGGUGUUGAUGAUAGUGUGUGUCUACCAUUUGUAAUCUGUUUUGGCUACAAACGACUUUUCGAUCCAGGAGGAGCUAAUUGUGAUUGGGAGUUUCGGAAGAUGAUAGUAUGUGAUGUGUUGUGCUUACCAAUCUGCCUUGGAGUUCAUAACAGAAGCUUUGAUGCAGAACUAAAACAAAAAUUGAUGAGUACACAUCAAUGUCUAAAGAUUACGAACUUAUCUUGGUUUAAGAAGAGAAAUGGGAAAGGAACAACAAAAAUGGUAAUUUGGUUACCUACGUUCCUCUCAUUCAUUCACCUUGAGAACAAGGUGCGUUUCUCAGGGGCGAGUAAUGAUAUACGCAGAGGAUGGGUUAGUGAGGCAGUAAAGAAGAAGGUAAGAAAUGUCAAAGAUGAUCUCAAGAUGGUUAAGACUAGUUUCUUAGGAGAUGUUAGGGUCACCUUAGCCAUUUCUAUGAAGGCACUAGAGUUUCUGUUGUGGAAUCUAGAGUCAUUGUUGAAACGAAGACAUAUUUAUCAGAAAUGGAGUGCUUGCCCAAUCGAUCAAACUUGGCUGGAGAUCUUUUAUCAGAAAGGGAGAAUACUAGUGUGUAUCGGCAAACCUUAUUGCUACUUGAUGGAGGAUCAUGUCAGUGGGUUCAAUUGCCAAAAUUCUAGGCAAAACGUGGUUCACAGUCUGCUGGUAAAUGGAGUUCGCAAGCACCGAGGAGAAACAAUGGAAAGUUUUCAUGGGGGUUCUCUUUUGAAGUUCUUAACAAGAAAAGAAGCUAGAAUUGAUUCUCCCAAAGGAGCUAAUGUUGUCUCGUCCAUAGUGGAGGACUUUGAGAAUCCUUCAGUUUCAAUCUUCACCUAUGAGAUGUUCCAUGCUCCAAGACCACCAUAG
Molecule: messenger RNA, 1632 nt
Organism: Arabis nemorensis
Lineage: Eukaryota; Viridiplantae; Streptophyta; Magnoliopsida; Brassicales; Brassicaceae
Source: the annotation of a GenBank genome assembly